This is a messenger RNA of Physcomitrium patens, 1253 nucleotides long. Its product is annotated as copper transporter 5.1. Gene Ontology annotation, molecular function: copper ion transmembrane transporter activity. Gene Ontology annotation, biological process: copper ion transmembrane transport. The record is from RefSeq and is a predicted model, not a curated record. Lineage: Eukaryota; Viridiplantae; Streptophyta; Bryopsida; Funariales; Funariaceae. Gene Ontology annotation, cellular component: plasma membrane.
UAGCGUAAUCCAGUUUGUCGCUGAAGUACGAUUCUCAUACUUUCAGGCUAAACGCACAAUUCCGAGCGAACUGCAGUACAAAGCACAGAUAUGAAAACCACCUAGAUCAACCAACUCUAUCAACUCCCAUCACAUUCGCUGAUGACCUUGCAGUACUCAUUGAGGUGCCUGGAGCGUGUCCCUGAGGUUGUUGGAAAAUUGAUACGAGGUAUUUUUUCUGUUCAUUUGUUCUUGGUAAGAAUCGGUUGGGUGUUAGUGAAAUGGAUCAUCAAAUGGCUCCAGUGACACAUGUGAUGGAAAUGUCGCAAAUGACGUUUUACUGGGGGAAGAAGGUGACGAUCCUGUUCUACUUCUGGCGCGUGCAGUCGUGGGGGUGGUUUGCCGUUUCCUUGCUGAUCGUGAUUCUCUUAGCCAUGCUGCAUGAGUUCUUGUCGUUCGUCAAAUCGAGAUUUGUGUUGGGGUUGAAGCCAACAGAAGAAGACGGAGGCUUCAGAAGCUCUCAUCACAAAGGCGCAGUUCAGGGGAGCUUCUCCAGGAGAGCGUUGGAGUCCUUGAUGUUUGGGGUCAUCGUCGGGAUAAGGUACUUGCUCAUGCUCGCGUCCAUGUCGUUCAACGGCGGCGUAUUUAUCGCCAUUGUGCUAGGGCUCACUCUCGGCCACUUCCUGUUCCGCAGCUCGGACAUCGCAGGCAGCGACUGCGCUUGAGCACCGUGAUAGAUUCCAGUAGAGAGAUUCUUGCUUAGGUCCGCUGUAGCAGCAUCAUUAAUCUUGUGAUUCAGAUUUGUGUGUGAUAGAUGGUACCCUCAAUGAGGUAACAAAAUAUGUCAGAAAAGAAAUAAUUUGCAGCUUCUAGAUUUAUAUGCGAGGCCGCAUGAACAACAGGUUCUCAGUGGUACGCCGCCCUCGCAGUGGAUUCACGCUGGUUUGUAAAAAGAAAUGGAUGCAUUCGCAAGUCUCACGACAGCCAUUGCUGAGCUCUUUCGAUCCUCAUGUUCUUGAGUCCGUUUCUGUAGCUUUAAUUCCACCCUAGGGUUUUGUUCUUGUCGAUAUAUCUUUUGCUGAAAGAUUCUUUCCGAUCCGCAGUUGAUGAAUUCAAUAAUCACUGCUGGGACUGUACACAAUCCUAAUGAUACGGUCAGCAUGUUCAAAUUCCACAUGCAUCUAUGUAUAUACGUAGAAUUAUAAGGUGAAUUACAGUGAAAAAAUAUUUAUUGAAAGUAAACAUGUUUAGGUCAUAGAAGCGAAAUUAAAAGC